AUGCUAACCCUGCUUCUCGUCGUCGUCGUCAUAGGCCGAACACGAUACGAACGCUUGAUCCUCAUCGGCAGGUGCUGCGUGCCCCUGCGUCUCGAAGCCCUCAAAGCUGCCAUCACUGAGGCAAAGAGCGGCUCAGAUAUAACCCGCUACAAGGAUGCAUGGCAGUUGCUCCGUUCCGUCGCUCCGGAUGAGCCUGAAGCAAAGAGGGACGAUGAAUGGAUAGAGAGCACCGAGCUUGCCAACCGAAACGAGACGACUCGCCUGGAGACAGAACUUAAGGGGUACAAGAACAAUCUCAUCAAGGAGAGCAUCCGGAUGGGCAAUGAGGAUCUUGGCAAGCACUUCGAGAGCAUAGGCAAGCUCACCGAGGCUACUGACGCAUAUAACAAGAUGCGCCACGACGUGAGCACGACCAAACACAUCUUCGACUGUGGUAUUCACUUGGCCAGCAUUGCUUUCCAGCGCCAUGAUUGGGCCACUGUGUUGAGCAACGUCGGCAAGAUUUCUAACAUACAAACUGGGGACGAUGAGCAAGCACAGCAGGCCUACACCAAAGUGGCAUCCGGAGUUGCGCUCAUGGGGCUGGGUAACUAUUAUGAUGCUGCUAAUACCCUCCUUCUGACCAACCCCAACGUAUCUCCGACAGAGUACAACACGGUCGCCAGUCCCAACGAUGUUGCGAUAUACGGCGGCCUUUUGGCUCUUGCAACAAUGGACAGAAAGGCUCUACAAGCCCGCAUACUGGAUAAUCAAUCGUUCAGAAUGUUCCUAGAGCAUGAGCCGCACAUCCGGAAGGCAAUUAGUUUGUUUGUUAAUGGCCGCUACUCUAACUGCCUAUCCAUCUUGGAGUCUGUGAGAGCCGACUAUCUCCUGGACAUCUACCUGCAGCCACACAUGCCCACCAUCUACUCCCGAAUCCGCGAAAAGUGCAUUGUUCAAUACUUUAUACCCUUUUCAUGCGUCACAUUGGACAGCUUGGAUGCUGCCUUUGGUGCACCUAACCAGUCUGUUGAGCCGGAGCUCAUCAGGAUGAUUCGUGACGGCUCACUGAGAGCUCGAAUAGAUGCAAAGAACAAGCUUCUGGUAGCCGUUUCUCCUGACCCACGACUAGUCGUGCAGACAAAUGCACUUGCUGUGGCGCGGAAAUACGAGCAGGAGGCCAAAGAGCGGCUACGGCGCGUGAACCUUAUUUUCUCAGGUCUCGAGGCCAGCGGUGCUAAGAAGCUGCCGGGUCCUGGUGUUGGAGGGCCCGAGGUCAAUGAGGCUUGGUACGAAGAGAAUGGUCAACUGGCUGGCCAAGGGGCUGAGCGGGAGGAUCAGGAGUCUUAG
Trichoderma virens Gv29-8 is the source of this 1329-nucleotide messenger RNA. RefSeq lists its product as uncharacterized. The record is from RefSeq and is a predicted model, not a curated record. The coding region runs from base 1 to 1329 and encodes 442 amino acids. Gene Ontology annotation, cellular component: COP9 signalosome. The transcript is spliced from 3 exons. NCBI's taxonomy places the organism in Eukaryota, Fungi, Ascomycota, Sordariomycetes, Hypocreales, Hypocreaceae.